ACUACGACUCUCGCCUGCUACUGUACCGAGUACUCCAUACACACUGUAUGUACGGAGAACUCACUCUACAACUUCAGAAUUCUUCUCAUCCACGGAUGAGCCCGGCAUAUGCUUUGAUGGGUUACAGUCGAUCCUCCAUCAUCAUCGUCAUUACCCCCCUCCCUCCUUCCGGAGAAGAUGUUUCAAUCUUCCUCUUCCCUUCUUUCUUAUUAAACUUUAUCCUCUCUCGCUCUCUCUCCUGUUUCCUUCUUUUUCUUUCUCUUGUCACCACUUAAUAUUUCACUCAAGUAAUGUCUUGUUCUCGUCUCCUACGGCGGUCAUUAUCAAAUCAUGGCCAUUGUUGAACGCCCUACUACUUCCACCACCACCACCACUACUGCAACACUACCGCGUUCCCGCUCCGUGCGUCUGGCGGGUCAAGCUGCCACGGCCGCCUUGUAUGUCACCCAUCCGGAGCGAAGAUUGUCGGUGCGUGAGCCUUCCGCCGCCGAAACAGAACGCCUGACCUUGAAGGCAACUGGUUCUCGCCCUGGCUUCAGCCAUGCGUCAGCUGUCGCCGCCCUCGCUCAUGCUAGAAAGGAAGCUGCCACAGUUCCGGUCGUUGAACAUCAUCGCACCUCGGACUCUCGUAGCCAGGAAGGCUAUAAGGCAGCCGCUUACGUCUUCGGAAACCGUCAAUCACCCUCAGCGCGCUCUCGCGCUGCUUCCGAUUUCAAGCAAGACUUGGUUGCAGCGGAUCCGUUGGCUGGACGUGAUCUAGACGAUCGUGAGAAGGCUCUUCGUGCCGCCACCGGUGCGUUGAACGGCAGCCGGCGACGAGCCGAUUCGGCGCCUACAGAUACCCCUCAUGUCGGAGUAAGCAGCGAUGAAGUCCUCGGAGACCUGGACAGUUCCAUGGAGGCAAGCCGAAUUCAGCACAUUGCGAACACCAACGCGCGCCUUUACACCGCUUCUCCGCCGGUUUCUCCAGAGCGAGAGGAGCACAAGCGAAGAAGCGUCAUGCAAGCAGCUGCCCUGUCCAUGGCCCGGGAGAUGUAUGCCGUGGUGGAGACCAAGGAACAAGGUCGGGUAGGACACGCUGGCUCGGCAUCGCAACGAUCUCCAACUGGAGCGGAGCCCAUAAUCCUCCAACAGGCCUUCAGCCUGCAAGAUGCCGCCGAAAAGCGCGCGGCUGAGAAGUUGGCCAGCAUGCAGGAUGAGACAGCCAUCUACCGGGAAUAUUAUGGUCUUGAGCCUCAGCCCACCCGGUCCAGCUUGCAACCCCGCAGACGCAGAACGUCGUUUGAUACAGACGUCUCCAGCGGGGACGCCGAUCGAACUUUAGAGAUUCGACAUCAAAUGUCCAGCCUUCGAUCGAGACUCAAUGCUGUGGAUGAGAGAAGGGAACAGGACCGCGCACUCUUGAUGGAAGCGGCAAGGAAAAAUGUCGAUGCCACCAUUCAAGACAUGGAGAUGAGGGUCUAUGCGGAGACCGGUCGCGCACCUCCAUCUAUGCAGAAGGAGAUCGAAGAGGCUGCACUGGCACGUGCGAUGCUUGAAAGGCAGGAGAGACAAGAAGCAGACUCGCAAUACCAGGGGGUCGACCGAGUGAAUAUCAGUUCCAAGCGCUUUGUGGAUAUGUCCGACGUAGAAGCUCUGGCUCGAUCCCGGUUACAACCCACAUUUGACGAAAUCACCGACCGGGCUGAAAAUCAGCGCGCCAGGGAGCUCGAGCAAAGAUUGGACCAGGAAGAAGCCCAUCGUCGAGAAGCCAUGUAUCGCGAACGUGAAGUGGAGACCAAAGCUGAAGAGAGACGGCUGAGGGAUUCUUUGAGACUCGAAAACAAGCCCAAAGACGAGAAGAAUUGGCUAUGGAAGAGAAAGCCGAAGCGUUCGUCCGAUCAUGAGGAAGAUACGGCCGCUGGCGCAUCAGUCGGAGCGGCCGAUGAACUAUCCGCCGAAGUCGUACCACAAAUAACCACCAAUGCAGAUGCCAGUGCGACUGCUACAGGCGCGGUGGCUGAGCCCACUUCAAGCGAACCUGUGGCCAAACCUGAAUCUAAAUUCAGGUCGUGGUUCAAAGGCCGAAUGGGGCGUCGUUCGAGCUCAAACCAGACUGAAAACCCUAAGGAGUCGCAAGAAGCCAAGUUUGGUACUGAUUCGCCCGAUACUGCAGCCGCUGCGGUAGAAACAGGACCCGAGGAGACAGGUGAAUCACCUGGCGCCGGCGAGGCCAGAGAAAACCAGGCUUUGAACGCAUCCGAUCGCGGUCAAAGUAGAGCGUGGGACAUCGCACAUCCUGAGGGUACAUCUCAAAUGUCAGAGCUUCCAGCCACGGCUGAAGUUCCACACGAAGGGAUUCUGGAAGAGGAACCACAAAAGACGAUGCUCAAGUCCCAUCCCAUGACGGGAAACGAUGAUGGUAGUUCAGAGCAACCUAAUCGUAUCGAGGCCGAUGUGGUCCAGCAGGCAUCUAAUGCCAAAGACAUUCCUACUGGUGAGACAGGCCGCAACCGGCUGAUGUCUGGCUUUAAGAAAAUGGUCUCGAGAAGCUCAACCGAGGCGAAGAAAAGUGGGGGUGUCGGUCAUGAUGUGGCUCGAAGAAGCUCAGAGGCGAUCCCCAAGCAAACUGUAGAGGAAGCAGACCGACGUGCGAGUGUGCCUGAACAUGGCCUAGGACUGCCCUCGUCUGCUGGGAAACGAGCCAGCGAUGGCACGGGACGAGAAUCGCGAUUCUCGGAGCGAUUGUAACAUGAAUUCGGGUACCGCUUGUUGAUGUAUCGUUUGUUUCUUUUCUCCGAUGAUUAAUUUAUGUUAUUAUUCUCUUUUUUUUUUCUUCUUCUUACCUGAGGGAUUC
Molecule: messenger RNA, 2836 nt
Organism: Aspergillus saccharolyticus JOP 1030-1
Lineage: Eukaryota; Fungi; Ascomycota; Eurotiomycetes; Eurotiales; Aspergillaceae
Exons: 4
Coding region: 331-2730 (799 amino acids)
Biological process (GO): eisosome assembly
Source: RefSeq, a predicted model, not a curated record